AUGGGCCCAGAGGGUGCUGGGGAUUUUCCCCCCACCUUUCCGUCAUGCGGGGCGCGCACCAGGCAAAAAGUCUGGGCACCCAAACCUACUGGAUCCAGCGGGUGGGUCCUUUAUAAAGGCCUUUUAGGUCCCAAAGAUGAACUUCAGGCGUUGUUUCAGGCUUUUUUCUGUAUUUGGGCAGAAGAUCUUUCGAGGGUCCCGGAAGGGUUUUUAAAAGCCCUCGAUGGGGGGUGUGGGCCACCCGGGGACGGACAGGAGGCUGGGGUCAUUCCGGAGAUCGUCUGGGUCGUUGAGGAGGUUCUGAAGGAGACCUCAUUUCCCAAAUCCCCUCCUGUCGGUGAUGGGGCGUCCACUCCUUUGUCCGCCACGAUGAGCGUGGGGACCCCAAAAAUUUUCCUUUUUUUGCCCCGGGGUGGCAAGGGUUCUCGGGGAUGUCGGGAGAUCGGGCGAUCCUCCAGCGUCGUCCGCCCGGAUGGAUGGGAUGAUGGGGACUUUCCCCCUUUUCUUCGUUGGGACAUGCCAAAAGCCAGGCGUUUGGGGGGAAAUCGGCUUUUCUCAUCGGGUGAGGCCGAGGGGGAGAUCCAAACGGGUUGUCUGCCCCCCGAUGGGGAAUCGGGCGCUUUAAACCCCCCCAGGCCGGGGGAGGGGGCCCUUCCCGAGCGGGGACCGGUCAAAGAACCCAUUUCCGGGCGGAUAAUUCGCCACAUCUUGGAGGGUGCCUUCCAAGCACCAAGUGUAAGGAUAUUUUAUUGUUUAAACUUUUUCCACUGUUGGGACCGCUGCGGUAAACUGGCCAGAUGUGUCGUGUCCAUGCCAGCUCAGUCACGGGUCCACCUGCCGAACUCGGGUGUCAACGGUAAUGUCACCAGAGAGCGGGCUGAAGGCUUCCAGCGUUCCAGACCUGCCCCCCGUUGCUCGCGGUGCUAUCGCCACAGGACUCGGGUGACUUCUUUGCGUCUUUCACGGAUGGCCUCGAGCUCAGCUGCUCGCUUAUCUACGGAAAGCGCCGCUGCGCGGACUGAAAGGUUGGCUUCAACCAUAUCCGCACGCCGCGCCAGGCUUUCAGUUGAAGAACGUUCACUUCAGAAUUCCCAGGACGCAGUCUGCGUGGCUAGGUUGAGGGCUUCACAGUCCCCAGCACAGAAAACCCUUCGUCGUUUGCGGGAUGCCACCGCCAAAGCUUGUUCCAGGGGUUUAGAAAGCCCCGAACAAACAACUUCACGUCGUCUUAGGAAUACUAGGGCUACAGCCGCCUCUACAGCUUCGGAACAACCCCAAGAAACCGAUCACCGUCGCUUUAGAAAUAGCCUAUCCACCGCGUCUGCCAGAGCCUUAGAAAGUCCUGCACAGACCACUGCUCGUCGCGUUAGAAAUGCCCGCUCUACUGCCGUUGUCAUCGAUGCAGACAGACGGCCUCACGUUGAGCAUGAGCGUCGCUUCAAUGCUCCUGCAUGUAAUGAAGUCGCCGCAGUCAUCCACGGUGAGGAGCAUAACAGCCGUGACAUUGUCAUAAGGUACCGGGGCGGUGGUCUACGCCGCAUCAAUGAAACCCACCGUUUAUACGACUGUCUCCAGUACACCCUUCUUUUUCCAUACGGAAGCGAUGGGUACCACUUCAAAAUCCCAAUAUACCAGGCAAGCAGCGAUUCCAUGUCGACCUCAAAGACGAUCUCCUGUAGGGCUUACUACGCCUACAUGUUUAUGGUCAGGGAGGGUGAAUUUAACCACUUGCACAGGUGCCGUCAACUAUUUCUUCAAUUCGCUGUUGACAUGGCUGCAAAAAUGGAGUCGGAGAGGUUAGGAUUCAUCAAGUUAAACCAAUCCAAACUUAGAACUGACUCCUACAUUCACCUUCGUGAUGGGCUGCGUUCUGAUGGUGACCCACGCAAUCUCGGCAAACCGUGCAUUUUGCCUUCCUCUUACACUGGUGGCCCUCGAUACAUGCAUGAAAGGACACAAGAUGCAAUAACCUAUGUCCGUCAUUACGGGAGGCCUGAUUUGUCUGUCACGAUCACGUGCAAUCCGAAAUGGGUUGAAAUCACACGCGAACUUUUUCCAGGUCAGCAGUACUCACACCGCCCUGACCUAAUUGCCCGCGUUUUCUGGUUACAGCUGUGUAAGCUUAUGGAUUUAAUCCUUAAAGGGCAAGUCUUCGGACGCGUUAAGUGUCAUAUGUAUACAAUGGAAUGGCAGAAACAAAGUGUGCCUCAUGCCCACAUUCUGCUGUGA
Molecule: messenger RNA, 2229 nt
Organism: Acanthosepion pharaonis
Lineage: Eukaryota; Metazoa; Mollusca; Cephalopoda; Sepiida; Sepiidae
Source: the annotation of a GenBank genome assembly